AUGGGGUCAGUAGAGAAAAAACAAAGUGUUUUUGGUGAGAAAGUGUCAGUGAUGGAGGGAGAUUCUGUCACUCUUAACACUAAUGUUAGUGAAUUACGUGAAGAGGAUGACAUUCUGUGGCAUUUUGGAACUGACAACUCUCCCUUAGCUGAAAUCAGUAGAGAGAAACAAAUCUUUUCCAUAUAUGAUGAUGUACCAGAUGGGAGAUUCAGAGGCAGACUGAAGCUGGACCAUCAAACUGGAUCUCUGACCAUCACAAACAUUACAUAUGAGCACGCUGGGAUCUAUAAACUAGAGAUAAUUGGUGUGAAAUGGUCAUCAAAAACAUUCAGUGUUUCUGUCUAUGCUCGUCUACCUGUUCCUAACAUUACCAGUGUCUGUUCUUCAUCAUCAUCAGGAUCUUCACAUUGUUCAUUGUUGUGUUUAGUGGAUAAUGUGAGCCAUGCUACACUCUCUUGGUACAAAGGAAACAGUUUAUUGUCCAGCAUCAGUGUGUCUGACCUCAGCAUCAGUCUCUCUCUACCUCUGGAGGUGGGAUAUCAAGAUAAAAACACCUACAGCUGUCUGAUCAACAAUCCCAUUAGCAAUCAGACCACACAUCUGGACAUCACUCAACUCUGUCACACAUGUUCAGGUAAGGCAGUACUGAUAUUAACAUUUAUUUAUUGAGCUGAUCUCCAUCUACUGUUGUAGCCCAGAUUCAAUAAAUUACA
This is a messenger RNA of Carassius auratus (goldfish), 713 nucleotides long. Its product is annotated as SLAM family member 5-like. Lineage: Eukaryota; Metazoa; Chordata; Actinopteri; Cypriniformes; Cyprinidae. The coding region runs from base 1 to 669 and encodes 222 amino acids. The transcript is spliced from 3 exons. The record is from RefSeq and is a predicted model, not a curated record.